Malaya genurostris is the source of this 2097-nucleotide messenger RNA. RefSeq lists its product as uncharacterized. The record is from RefSeq and is a predicted model, not a curated record. The transcript has 2 exons. Bases 1 to 2097 code for a protein of 698 amino acids. Lineage: Eukaryota; Metazoa; Arthropoda; Insecta; Diptera; Culicidae.
AUGUCCGCUGCAAACUACAAGGUCGCGUGGGAUUUACUUCAAAAACGUUUCGAAAACAAGAAACUAAUAGUAAAGGCACACCUUGAUGCUCUGUUUAUAGAUGAACCAUUGAAACGCGACGGUUACGAUGGCCUCAAUCAUUUGCUAAGUGAAUAUGAUAGAAACCUUCAAAUGCUUGAUAAGAUUGGGGAAAAUACUUAUAACUGGAGUACGAUGCUCGUUUAUAUGGUAUGCUCUAGACUAGAUUCAGCCACUUUACGCCAGUGGGAAUCACAUCAUUGUUCCAAGGAGGUUCCCACCUACGAUGAAUUGGUAGGUUUCUUACGAAAUCACUGCGCUGUUCUGCAAUCGAUUGCUCCUAAUAAACCACCUCAAACUGAAAUCAAGAAGUCUCGUUUCACCCCCGUUCAUACUCAUACAUCUACAGAAGUUAUUCGUUGUUCAUUCUGUGAGGAGAGCCCGCAUUCUGCCUUCAAAUGCCAGAAAUUCAUAAAAGUGAAGGUACCCGAACGGUAUGAGAAAGUGAAGCGCUGUGGGUUGUGUUUGAACUGUUUGUCUCCAUCGCAUCUGGUUCGAUUCUGCAAUAAGGGUUUCUGUCGACAUUGUAAACAGAAACAUCACUCACUUCUACACAAUGGAGCUAUAAUCAAUGGAUCAAAUGGGCAUACUCCGCAGAAUAAUGUCUCCGCUACGUCCUCGCAGAGCAGACCACCAGCAGCGAACACUUCUCAAGUACAACCACAGCCACAGAACCAGACCACACAAAGUCACAACACAACACCCGUUACGAAUUCACUUCCGAUCGCACACACUGAUAUGCAAUCACACAGUCACCAAUCAUUCAUCACAAAUCACACCCCAUCGAAUCAUAUCAAUUCGUUGACUACAAAUUCGUACUCAUCAUUAAACCAAGUUUUGUUGUCCACUGCCGUAGUGGUUGAUCGUUACGGCAAUAUCCAGUUAGCCAGAGCGCUUUUGGACUCAUGCUUAGAAUAUUGCUUUAUUACUACGAAUCUGUACAAGAAAACGUAUUUACCAGAAUCAGUCAGCUAUCUCUCGGUUUCGGGAAUCGGAGGUUCCAUUGUGAAGUCAUUGAAAAUGGUAGAGGCAACAAUAGCGCCGAGAUCAUCUCACAUCUCAAACUAUCUCGCAACCGUAAAACUCCACGUUUUACCAAAACUCACGUCAAGUUUGCCAUUUCAUCCUGUCGAUAUUCAGCAACUUGCAAUCCCAAACAACAUAAUUCUAGCGGACCCGAAAUUCAAUGAACCUGGUCCAAUAGAUGUUAUGUUGGGAGCUGAAUACUAUUACGAUCUGUUGACAGAUGGAAGGCUUAAACUUUCAGAAGGAGGUCCAACACUACAACAAACCGCAUUCGAAUCGUGCAACAACAACAGCACAUACUCAGUGGAAGAGUCGACAUGCGAGGAAAUAUUCAAUCGAACGACAGUGAGAGAUGCAGAUGGAAACUUCGUCGUAACUCUUCCGAAAAAGAAUUUUCGCAUUAGACAGCUUGGAGAAUCAAGAGACAUAGCGAUCAGACGAUUUAUAGGACUGGAAAAGCGAUUUCAGUUGAACCCAGAUUUGUUGCAGCCGUACAAGGAGUUUAUUAACGAGUAUCUGCGACUAGAACAUAUAAAGGUUGUGUCAUCUGAAGGUGAACCUUCCCAAGUGUAUUACUUGCCACACCACGCAGUCUUCAAGCUAGACAGUUCAACAACAAAACUGCGGGUUGUUUUCGAUGCUUCGUGUAAAACAACCAGUGGCAUUUCUUUAAACGAUGCCCUAAUGGUUGGUCCGGUAGUACAGCAAGAUUUGCUGUCCAUUACCAUCCGAUUUCGCUUUCGUCGACUGGCUAUUGUCGCGGACGUAGAGAAAAUGUACCGCAUGGUAAAGGUUCAACCAAACGAUCAGCAUUUGCAACGGAUUUUAUGGCGAGAUUCUCCUGAUGAAACGCUUCGUACGUAUGAGCUUACUACGGUCACGUACGGAACCGCGUCAGCUCCCUAUCUUGUGACCAAAUGCUUGCAAACUCUAGCAAAAGAAAACGAAGCUAAUAACCCUAGAGCCGCGAGGGUAUUGAAAGAUGACUUUUAA